GCCGCCUCUACCUUCGCAGGCAGCCGGCCGGGGUGCGCCGCCAAGGACAAAGGGGCUCCGCGGCGAUGCUCGGCGUGAAGAAGACCGAGAUGGGGAGGUUCAGCAUCUCCCCGGACGAGGACAGCAGCAGCUACAGCUCCAACAGCGACUUCAACUACGCCUACCCCACGAAGCAGGCUGCUCUGAAGAGCCAUUAUGCAGAUGUCGACCCUGAAAACCAGAACUUUCUACUUGAAUCGAAUUUGGGGAAGAAGAAGUAUGAAACAGACUUUCAUCCAGGUACUACUUCCUUUGGAAUGUCAGUAUUUAAUCUGAGCAAUGCGAUUGUGGGCAGUGGAAUCCUUGGGCUUUCUUAUGCCAUGGCUAAUACUGGAAUUGCUCUUUUUAUAAUUCUCUUGACAUUUGUGUCAAUAUUUUCCCUAUAUUCUGUUCAUCUCCUUUUGAAGACUGCCAGUGAAGGAGGGUCCUUAUUAUAUGAACAAUUGGGACAUAAGGCAUUUGGGAUGCUUGGGAAGCUCGCGGCCUCUGGAUCGAUUACCAUACAGAACAUUGGAGCUAUGUCCAGCUACCUCUUCAUAGUGAAAUAUGAAUUACCUUUGGUGAUCAAGGCAUUAAUGAACAUUGAAGAUACGAAUGGAUUGUGGUAUCUAAAUGGUGACUAUUUGGUUCUGCUGGUGUCACUGAUGCUCAUUCUGCCUUUGUCGCUGCUGAGAAACCUAGGAUACUUAGGGUAUACCAGUGGCCUUUCCUUGCUCUGCAUGGUGUUCUUUCUGAUUGUGGUCAUUUGCAAGAAAUUUCAAAUUCCUUGUCCUAUGGAAGUUGCUUUGCUAAUGAAUGAGACUGUGAAUACUACUUUAACACAGUCAGCAGAGCUCGCGUCCACCGGGGGUCUCAAUGCAACUGUGGCCGACUCUUGCAGACCACGCUACUUCAUCUUCAACUCACAGACUGUGUAUGCCGUGCCGAUCCUGACGUUCUCGUUCGUCUGCCAUCCUGCCAUCCUGCCCAUCUAUGAGGAGCUCAAGGGCCGCAGCCAAAGAAGAAUGAUGAACGUGUCCAAGAUUUCGUUUUUUGCUAUGUUUCUCAUGUACCUGCUUGCUGCUCUCUUUGGAUACCUGACUUUUUAUGGCCGCGUAGAGUCCGAAUUGCUUCACACAUACUCCACUGUCGUGGGAACCGACAUCAUUCUUCUCAUCGUCCGCUUGGCUGUGUUAGUAGCUGUCACCCUGACAGUACCAGUAGCUGUCUUCCCAAUUCGGAGCUCUAUAACUCACCUGCUGUGUCCAACAAAAGACUUCAGCUGGUGGCGUCACAGUCUCAUCACAGUGUCCAUCUUGGUGUUCACCAACUUGCUGGUCAUCUUUGUCCCCAGCAUCAAGGAUAUCUUUGGUUUCAUUGGUGCAUCUGCUGCUGCUAUGUUGAUUUUUAUCCUCCCAUCUGCCUUCUAUAUCAAGUUGGUGAAGAAAGAACGUAUGAAAUCUGUGCAAAAGAUUGGGGCGCUGCUUUUCCUGCUGAGUGGCAUCUUGGUGAUGAUCGGAAGCAUGGCCUUGAUCGUCCUGGAUUGGGUGCACAAUGCCUCCAAUGGCCACCGCUGAUGGGCGCCGCCAGGCUGCAGUCGUCGCGGGAUGCCAGUGUUGCGUGGACUGGACUAGAAAAUUGUACCUGACGUUUUCAGUUUCACUUCCUUUUGAAAUGCAGAUUCUUCGCUGGUUCUUCUGAAUGCAGAAUAAGUGAAUUUUAUUUUUUCCUUUUUUUAAAGAAACAUCUGUGUGUUAGGAAUGGAUAUUAACAAAACCACAAGACUUGGGUGAAGGGAAGUGACAAUUUUAUUCCAUUCCAGAGAAUGGAUGAAUUUUAACUUUUAUCAAGCCACAUGUUUGGCUGUGUCAUUGUUUAACUUGGAUAUUUUAUGAUUUUACUUGAAUGUGCCUAAUGGAACCAUUCGAUGUGAAAAACAAUUGUUAAUUUACAGCAAAGUAUUGAAAUAACCAUUGAGAAAAACGUUUUUUUUUUUGUACCAAAAAUACUUAAUGACCUCAGAUGCACUAUUUUACUUUUAAGAAAUGGCUUUUUUUGAACUUUAUCCAGAAACAGUUGUCAGUUCCAAAAUAAUUUCAUUGGUAUUUAAAAAUAUUAGUUUAAUGAUUUGCCUUUUUUGUAGGCGUUAUUAGCCAAAUGCUUUUUUACCCAAAGUAAUUUCUAGAGAAAACAGUGUAAUGAAAAAUUGAACUGUGAGUUGGGAAGAUUCUUUUCCAUUCAGACUUCACUGUAUUUGAAGGAUAAUUGAGUAUAUGUUGCUACACCAAAUCAGAUGAGCUCUGUUCAUCACUUACCUGUCCCUAAAUAACACUUCGGUUCAUCUAGACAAAGUACGUUUUGGUCUUCAACCUGGUAAAGUGGAAAAUAAUACAGAUAUUUCUGUGGGAAUAAAGCAAUUCUGAGGUACCAAAUAGUGCAACUGGGUAAAACGGGGCUUCCUCGGUUGCAUCCGUCCUGGGGCUGUGUUGGCAGCUCUGGACUCUUUUUGGGCCAGCCCUUUUUUUGACCUUGCUUCCAGCUGUGAGAAAUGGGCAUUUGGGUGGCGAUAAGCCGAAACCAUUCUAUUCAGAGAGUACAGCUUGUUUAAAUGCCCACCUACUGGAGGUGUGAUUUACUUGACAAUGUAUGGCUUAGUUGUCUCCGUGUUUUGUCUACAGUAGAAGUCUAAUCCAUGUUACACCUAUAUUUGGUAUAAGUUCUCCUCAUAUAGGCCAAUGGGUUUUUCAUGCAGUAAGCUUUCUCAGAACUGGUUUGCACUGAAUUGUCAAUCUCAUUCUUGUACAGUGUAGAAUUAUUUGUUUACAUCCAACAAAUGAUUAGGGGAAACAGUGCAACCUGAUCAUACUAGUUCUCUUCCAACUGCAUGUUCACCCUUCCAUUUCAGUUCCACUUAGAGGCGGCAAGAUUGCUUUGAAACUCUGCUUCAAGAGCACAUUCGUUGUACGUUACAGUGUGUGGUGAAUACGUUAUUGAGUAAUGUGGUACUCUGCCCAUCUGGCAUAAUGUCGAAUCUAAUAUAAUUCCAGUAAGUGGUUGAGGGAAACAAUUGAAUUAUCAAUUAGUUUUCUGGCUCUAAGGUUGUCUCUUGAAUUAAACAUCUUUAGUUUGAAGCAAGGGCCAGAAAUAUGACAGGCAUGGUUUUGUUACGCAUUCUUGUAUUAUAUGUGACUAAAUUUAUACACAAGAUGUAUUUGUACUUAGAGGCCCUUACAGAACUGGAAGACAUCUUGUAGUGCUACCUUGGGUGAAACCAAUGGUCCAUUUUUGAUUUUACAAAGAUAAAAUUCUUGGGACCAUCUAGAAAUCAAAAGGCAGUGAGAAGACAAAUUCUACAGCACUGCUCUCACUUAACUGGGCUUUGGACACUCCAUUUGAAUCCAGAACCUCACCUGUAGUUCAGACCAAAAAUUGGCACUUUCACGGGUUCCUGGAGAAAGGAUUCUAUUCCUGAGACCUACUUACCAAGCAAGGAGCUGUUUUCUACAGUUCACACCCUUCUGUGAAGUACGUGGGAACCCGGAAUGAAAACAGGAAUCUUCUCAAACAGCAAGUCAGUGUACAGAGGCUCCCCCUUGAUCCUUGGCUGUUGGAGGUUCAAAAAGAACUCUUGGGAUAAAUUCCAUCGCAAGCUCUUGGUCCCGACACGGUGGACUCCCAUUAAUGAGCAGGCUUCAGUAUUAACACCACUGUCUUGUCACCUUGUUGCGCAUUACCGUCUUCCGUGGAUGUUUCAGUUAACUGUAAUGUUAUUUAUAGAACACCAUUAAUCCAUUAAAGCUAACCUAUUUUUCAAUAUUUAUGAUAAUCUAUGUACAUACAGCAUCUGUCCAUAUGUAUUUGUAAAUAGGUUGUAUAUAUCAGGAUUGGGUCUUGGGGUUCAAGUGUAUAUAUUCCUGUAAGUUUCUUAACUGCAUUUUGAUGAAUUCACAUUAUAUAUGUCACAAAAGCACCUGUACAGAGAACUCGAUAUAAAAUUGACGAAUUAUGUACAAAUACUUAACAUUUAAAAUAUUUGUUAAAAAAUUGUUAUUUGUAAUAAACUGGUUGGACAUCAAAUUUUUUUCACAUAAACUGGGUGCAAGUUCAAAUCUCUUAAAUUCUGAAUGAGGUCCAGAGUUUCAAAAUGCAGCAGUUCCCAGAAUAUGCUCUCACAGAAUGACCUUUGGAGAGCCCAGGCGUGUGGACUCCGUUUGCAUAGUGUAAAUACCCCACUGUACCGUUAGAGGCCAGCAGUCCCAGCGCGAGGCUUGCUGGCAGUGAGCUCUACACCGUUUCAAUGAAACAAUGUACGUUUGUUUUAACUAAACUAAAAUAAAUACACGCUUAAUCCUGA
Molecule: messenger RNA, 4372 nt
Organism: Octodon degus (degu)
Lineage: Eukaryota; Metazoa; Chordata; Mammalia; Rodentia; Octodontidae
Gene: Slc38a2
Product: solute carrier family 38 member 2
Exons: 15
Coding region: 66-1595 (509 amino acids)
Biological process (GO): amino acid transmembrane transport; L-glutamine transport
Molecular function (GO): L-glutamine transmembrane transporter activity
Source: RefSeq, a predicted model, not a curated record